GCUGGACGGGCGGUGCUUGCAGAAUCCCAGAACGGUUGCUGAGCGGGCCUGGAUUCCAGGUCGGGGCGCCUUCCGCCUGACUGAACCCAGUCCAUCUGUCGGAUUCUGAGCGAGCUAACCCGAGCCCGCGCCGGACGGGCGGGCCGGACACAGAGAACCCCCGGCUGGUGUCAGGUGCCCCUAGUACUGGAGAUCUCACCACGAGGGGACAGAUGGAGCUAGGGGCCAGCAAGAUGGCGGACGAGGCUUUAGCUGGGCUGGAUGAGGGAGCCCUGCGGAAGCUGCUGGAGGUCACAGCAGAUCUGGCAGAGCGGCGGCGCAUCCGCUCAGCCAUCCGAGAGCUGCAGCGGCAGGAGCUGGAGCGCGAGGAGGAGGCCCUGGCAUCCAAGCGCUUCCGGGCCGAGCGGCAGGACAACAAGGAGAACUGGCUGCACUCUCAGAAGCGGGAGGCUGAGCAGCGGGCCGCUCUGGCACGGCUGGCGGGGCGGCUGGAGUCCAUGAGCGAUGUGGAGGAGCUGACCGUGCUGCUGCGAAGUGCCGGUGAAUAUGAAGAACGCAAGCUGAUCCGGGCCGCCAUCCGCCGUGUGCGGGCCCAGGAGAUUGAGGCUGCCACCCUGGCUGGGAGGUUGUGCAGUGGUACUCCCAACAGUGACUCAAGUGAGAACAGCAAGGGACCGGCAGCCCACAGGCUUGAACAGUGUGAGGUGCUGGAGCGAGAAGAACAGAAGCAGCAGGUAGAGGUCCCAGAACCAACCCCAAGCCCUAAAGGCACCAACCAGGAUGUGACCACGGUGACACUCCUGCUGCGGGCCACACCUGGGGACACACCCAGGUCACCUGCCUCACCCAUCAGUUCACCCACCACUGCCUCUCCUGAGCCUCCGCUGGAGCCUACCGAGGGCCCAUGCCCUGCCGACAAGGCUCUAGGCGCCUCAGAGCCACCACCGACCCUGCCCAGGGCCACCAGCCCUGAAACCCAGGAGCUGCCAGCACCCCCCUGCACUGAGGGACAGGUGGUCAACAAGCUCCUGCCUGGCCCCACGGAGCCCACCGCUGCCAGCACCAGCAGAAGUCCCUCCGACACAAAGAGCGCAGACAUGCCUGGACCCCGUCCCUGCCAACGCUCCCUGUCUGUGCUUAGCUCCCGCCAGCCAGUCCAGAAUCAAGAGCCCACCCCACUUGCUAGCGGACUUUCCCCGUUCCGGCGGGCUGGCUCUGUACGGGACCGCGUUCGCAAGUUCACAUCUGACCCUCCUGUGGCUGCUGCGCUCCAGGACGGCCCACCACGGGCAGAAUUAGGUUCCUCCACCCCUGCAAGGCUCCCGGGUCCUUCCCUUAUCAGCACCACCCCCGCCUCCUCCUCCAGCUCCUCCUUACGGGACCCUGGUGCUGCCUCCUCCCGGUUCAGUAAGGAGAAGCCAGGAACAGCUCGGCCCCUGGCCCAGCUUCAGAGCUGCCCCAGGGAGGAGGCCCCCCGGGGGCGGGGCUUGGCUGCCAGGCCCCUUGAAAACGGAGCAGGGGGGCCUGCAGCCCGCUCAGAGGAGCCCAGUGCCCCACUGCCUGUCGGCACUGCCGAGCCAGGGGGCAGUAUGAAGACUACAUUCACCAUCGAGAUCAAGGAUGGCCGAGGCCAGGCCUCCCCAGGCCGGGUGCUGCUGCCCGCCGGCAACCAAAGGGCAGAACUGACACUGCGAGCACCUCCUACCCUCUUCAGCACCAGCAGUGGGGGCAAGAGCACCAUCACCCAUAUCAGCAACCCAGGGACCCUGUCCCGGGUGGGCAGUGUUACUCAGGUCACCAGCUUCAGCCAUGCCUCCCCUGGUAACCGGCGAGGCUACAGCAUCAAGAUGGAGCCAGAGCCAGCAGAGCCUUCUGCAGCAGUGGAAGUGGCCAGUGAUGCCAAGCAAACCCAGGUGGACAAAGCAUCGGAGAGGCGGAGCCCACUGAGUGCAGAGGAGCUGAUGGCCAUUGAGGAUGAGAGCGUCCUGGACAAGAUGCUGGAUCGGACCACAGAUUUUGAGGAACGCAAGCUCAUCCGGACAGCACUCCGUGAGCUCCGACAAAGGAAGAGAGACCAGCGGGACAAGGAACGGGAACGGCGGCUACAGGAGGCACGGGCCCGGCCAGGGGAGAGCCGAGGCAACACCACCACCGAAACCACCACGCGGCACAGCCAGCGGGCAGCCGACGGCUCGGCUGUCAGCACUGUCACCAAGACUGAGCGGCUCGUCCAAUCCAAUGAUGGCACACGGACGGCCCGGACCACCACAGUGGAGUCAAGUUUUGUGAGGCGCUCGGAGAAUGGUGGCAGCAGCACCACAGUGCAGACCAAGACCUUUUCUUCCUCCUCGUCUUCCUCCUCAUCCAAGAAGAUGGGCAGUAUCUUCGACCGCGAGGAUGAGUCCAGCCCUCGGCCCGGCAGCCUGGCGGCACUAGAGAAACGCCAGGCAGAGAAGAAGAAAGAGCUGAUGAAGACACAGAGCCUGCCCAAGACCUCGGCGUCCCAGGCGCGCAAGGCCAUGAUUGAGAAGCUGGAGAAGGAAGGCGCCGCUGGAAGCCCUGGUGGCCCCCGUGCAGCCGUACAGCGCUCCACCAGCUUCGGGGUCCCCAACGCCAACAGCAUCAAGCAGAUGUUGCUGGACUGGUGCCGAGCUAAGACGCGUGGCUACGAGCACGUGGACAUCCAGAACUUCUCCUCAAGUUGGAGUGACGGGAUGGCCUUCUGUGCCUUGGUUCACAACUUCUUCCCAGAAGCCUUUGACUAUGGGCAGCUGAACCCACAGAACCGGCGCCAGAACUUUGAGGUGGCCUUCUCAUCUGCUGAGACCCAUGCGGACUGCCCGCAGCUCCUGGACACAGAGGACAUGGUGCGGCUUCGAGAGCCUGACUGGAAGUGCGUGUACACGUACAUCCAGGAGUUCUACCGCUGUCUGGUCCAGAAGGGGCUGGUAAAAACCAAAAAGUCCUAACCCCUGCUUGGGGCCCCACGGAUGCUGGUGGACUGCGUGCCCCUCGUGGAGGUGGAGGACAUGAUGAUCAUGGGCAAGAAGCCCGACCCCAAGUGCGUCUUCACCUAUGUGCAGUCGCUCUACAACCACCUGCGGCGCCAUGAGCUGCGCAUGCGUGGCAAGAAUGUCUAGGCUUCCGCGCGCGCCCUGCCGGCCUUGGCAAUCUGCCCCCACGUCCAGGCACCGUUCCCUCUGCACCUGCCACCCCCCCUAUCUGUCGCGAUACCCUCCCCCACUUGCACACGCAGCGUUUUGAUAAAUUAUUGAUUUUCAACGA
Molecule: messenger RNA, 3285 nt
Organism: Condylura cristata (star-nosed mole)
Lineage: Eukaryota; Metazoa; Chordata; Mammalia; Eulipotyphla; Talpidae
Gene: SMTN
Product: smoothelin
Exons: 21
Coding region: 213-2969 (918 amino acids)
Biological process (GO): actin cytoskeleton organization
Cellular component (GO): microtubule organizing center; filamentous actin
Molecular function (GO): protein binding
Source: RefSeq, a predicted model, not a curated record